AUGUCAGAAACAGAGAGAAACGGUUGGCUGCUUGUUAGUGUCUCUCUACCCUCAAGGGAUCAUUACAGACAAGUCCUUUUUAUUUCCAAUUUCUAUCAUACACAAUUAUCCCCCACCCCUAUCAAAACCAAUUAUAACAGCAGCAACAUAUUACUAACACUAAGCUGUGUCCUAAAUGAUAUCAUUAUUUUAACAUUUUCUUUGUCUUCCUUUCUUUCUUUUUUUCUUUCUCUUCUUCUCAAUUCCAUUUCCUAUCUCUCUCUCUCUCUCUCUCUCUCUCUCACACACACACACACACACACGUUCUCCCUUUUCCUGUUCUUACUUCCUUCUUUUUUCCACUUUACUCCACUCCUCUGCCCACGUUUGCUUCCUUUUCUAGUUAUCCUAUUGGUUUCUCCCAAUAACUCUUGCUCACAGUUUUUUCUCUCUCUAUCUCUUUCACCAGCUCUUUCUUUUACUUAUAAGCCUUACUAUCUUUUUUUUCUUCUUCUUCUCCUCCUUCCACUUCUAAUUUGUCAAGCACUCUUUUUUUACUCUUUCUUCUUAUUUUGUACUCAAGCACCUCUCUCUCAUUUCUUACAACUUCUUUCAAGCUUUUUCUCACACCGUUUUUCUUUUUCAUACUUUCUCUCUAUCACUUUCUUUUCUCUACUUUCUAAAAAUCUCACUCUUUCUUUUUUUUUUCCACUCUCUUUUUUGCCACCCUCUUUCUUUUUUUUUUUUUACCUUUGGUCAUUAUUUUUUCUUCUUCCAUUGUACAUAUAUGCAUUUAAGUAA
Acanthosepion pharaonis is the source of this 780-nucleotide messenger RNA. NCBI's taxonomy places the organism in Eukaryota, Metazoa, Mollusca, Cephalopoda, Sepiida, Sepiidae. The record is from the annotation of a GenBank genome assembly.